Messenger RNA from Penicillium chermesinum, 1467 nucleotides. Its product is annotated as LLM class flavin-dependent oxidoreductase. NCBI's taxonomy places the organism in Eukaryota, Fungi, Ascomycota, Eurotiomycetes, Eurotiales, Aspergillaceae. Gene Ontology annotation, molecular function: monooxygenase activity; oxidoreductase activity, acting on paired donors, with incorporation or reduction of molecular oxygen. The transcript has 7 exons. The record is from RefSeq and is a predicted model, not a curated record. The coding region runs from base 1 to 1467 and encodes 488 amino acids.
AUGUCGCAAAACGGAGCUGGGGGCGGAAAGCCUCGCAAGUCACUUAUCCUGAAUGCCUUCGUCGAGAUGUGCAGUGGACAUCAGUCUCCCGGCUUAUGGCGCCACCCAGAAGACGAGUCCUGGCGAUUCAACGAUGUCGACCACUGGAUUGAGCUUGCUCAACUCCUCGAGUCUGCCAAGUUCCAUGGCAUCUUUAUCGCAGAUGUUUUGGGGGGAUAUGAUGUCUACAAGGGGCCCAAGAAUUUGGAUCCUGCAAUAGUAUCCGGAGCCCAGUGGCCCGUGAACGAGCCCUUGGCUGUGGUUCCAGCAAUGGCUGCAGCGACAAAGAAUAUUGGAUUCGGCGUGACAGUCACAACGACAUACGAGCAGCCUUACCACCUUGCUCGGAGACUGUCUACCGUGGAUCACCUCACGAAGGGACGACUAGGGUGGAAUCAAGACCAGGUCGUAACUGGUUAUCUCGAUUCUGCGGCACGAAACAUGGGCCAAGCAGAACAACCACAUCAUGAUGACCGAUAUGCUGUCGCAGAAGAGUAUGUUAAAGUUACGUAUAAGCUGUGGGAGUCUUCAUGGCGCCAGGACGCCGUGGUGCUGGACCGCGAACGAGGCGUCUACACCGAACCAUCGCGUGUGCGGCAAAUCAAUCACGAGGGCAAGUACUUCAGCGUGCCCGGGCCUCACCUUACCCAGCCAAGUCCUCAGCGCACACCAGUCAUCCUCCAAGCUGGAACCUCUAAAGCCGGCAAGACCUUUGCUGCUCAGCAUGCGGAAGCCAUCUUUGUUGCUGGGCACAGCCCUUCGGUGGUUGCAAAGAACGUGGCUGAGAUUCGCCAGCUGGCCAAGGACCAAUUCGGACGGGACCCCCAAAGUAUCAAAUUCCUAGCCUUGCUGUGUCCCGUGCUUGGUCACACUGAAGAGGAGGCGGUUGAGAAAUUCAAGUAUUACCGCAGCUUGGGAUCCAUCGACGGGGCGCUGGCGCUUUUUGGAGGCUGGACUGGCAUUGACUUGGACAAAUAUGGCGACGACGAGGAGCUGCGACAUGUUGAGAGUAAUGCGAUUCGGUCGGCGGUCGAGGGCUGGUCGAAGGCGACCCCCGAGGUCGCCAAGUGGACCAAGAAGACUGUGGGGGAGCACAUCACCGUCGGCGGUCUCGGUGCCACGACUGUUGGCACACCACAGCAGGUCGCAGAUGCUAUGGAGCGUUGGGUGGAAGAAGCCGAUGUGGAUGGAUUCAAUUUGGCCUACGCAGUCAAGCCAGGAUCCUUCAAGGACGUGAUUGAUCUGCUGAUCCCCGAACUUCGCAAGCGAGGACUCUUCUGGGACGAGUACGCGGUGCAGAAGGGAACCUAUCGCGAAAACCUGUACGGACGUCCGGGUCAAUCUGGACCACCCUCUGACCAUCCGGCGUUCAAGUACAGAUGGAAUGCUGGCGUUGAAGCUGCGGAUGCGCCAAUCCCAGGCAACUAA